Messenger RNA from Siniperca chuatsi (mandarin fish), 1794 nucleotides. RefSeq names its product serum paraoxonase/arylesterase 2-like. The transcript has 9 exons. The coding region runs from base 81 to 1151 and encodes 356 amino acids. Gene Ontology annotation, molecular function: arylesterase activity. NCBI's taxonomy places the organism in Eukaryota, Metazoa, Chordata, Actinopteri, Centrarchiformes, Sinipercidae. The record is from RefSeq and is a predicted model, not a curated record.
CAGCAUUGCAGCAUUAGUCGCCCCUCCUCUGGCACGCCUCGGCUAAGCUGUUUGUAAAAUUUGCCUGUCGCGAUUCCAAAAUGGGGAAGGUAGGCUUUAUCGCGCUUGUAAUUGCGGCUUUAUCGAUGCUGUUGGGAGAGAGGAUUGUCAACUUAAGGAAAAGGUCCCUCGCUUCAAGGGAGCUGGUCCAGAAUCACCUUCCUAACUGUGUCGCACUCAAAAAUCUGGAUUACGGCUCAGAGGAUAUAACGAUCCUUGGAGACGGACUUGCCUUUAUCAGCACUGGUCUGAAGUAUCCUGGACUGCCAUCCUCAGACGUGACAGGAAAGAUCUUCUCCCUCAAUAUGCAAGAUCCCCGGAUGAAACCAGUGGAGCUGCGCAUGCCAAGAAACUUUGAUCUGGAAUCAUUCAACCCUCAUGGCAUCAGUGUAUACACCGACCCAAGUGAUGACACAGUAUACCUGUUUGUUGUCAAUCAUCCUGAACACAAAAGCCAAGUAGAGCUGUUCAAAUUUGUUGAGGACAACCUCUCCCUGGUGCAUUUGAAAACCAUCAAACACGAACUUCUUUACAGCGUAAACGAUAUUGUUGCAGUGGGAGUUGAUAGCUUCUAUGCAACCAAUGAUCGCUACUUUACCUAUGAAAUCCUUAAAGUUUUGGUGGAGCCUCUUCUGGCUCAGCCCUGGACUAAUGUUGUGUACUACAGUCCUGGGGAAGUAAAAAUCGUCUCUGAGGGAUAUUACUUUGCAAAUGGCAUCAAUAUCUCACCAGACAAAAGGCACUUAUAUGUGGUAGAUCCAUUUGACCACAAUGUGCAUGUGCUGGAGCGGAAAGAAGACAAUGCAUUAGUCUCUGUGAAGUCUGUGGCCGUGGGUUCACUCUGUGACAACGUUGAAGUUGACCCUGAAACUGGUGACCUGUGGUUAGGCUGUCACCCUAAUGGAUGGAAAGCUGUCAUGUUUGACCCAAAGGACCCACUGGGAUCGGAGGUCAUCCACAUCCAGAACAUUCACUCUGAUCCGCCAGUGGUGACUCAGGUGUACGCUGACAACGGCCAUGUGAUCAUGGGCUCCUCUGUAGCAGCUACAUAUGGGGGAAAGUUGCUCAUUGGCACCAUGUUCCAUAAAGCCAUUUGCUGUGAUUUGAAGUAGGCAAUGACUCUUUGACAUAUGGCUUUCAGUAAGCAGGAGAGUUUUAAAAACAAUUACUCAGAAUUUCAGUUAAAGAAAAGGAAAUUAAGAUUGACCUCUUUGCAAGGCUCUCAAUCAGACAGGGCAAUGAUGAUUUGAAUGAUGGUAUAACAUGGAUAUUACAGCACUUGUUGUAGGGAAAAGUGCUGUACACUGUUGUACUAGACAGGAUCUGAUAAAAGACCCAGAUAAUCUCUCAGCUGGCGUAAGAGUGCCUGAAGAUCCCUUAGGAGGAGCUGGAGGAAGAUAGAUGGAUGGUGUUUAUCUAAUUUUAUAGUAAUUAGCCCUGGGUACAACAGCAUAUUUGAAAAUGGUGUCAGACACAGAAGUUACUGAACUGCCCAGAUACUUGAACCACUGUGAAAUAAGUAGUUGUAAAACAAUAUUUUUCAAUCAAACAAGAGUAAAAAGAUCACAUAAUUGAUUUGCUGUCUAUCAUGAAAAUAAUAUUUUUCACUGGCCACAUGAAAAUGUGAACUCUUUACAUGUGCAAUGUAUGUAACUGGAUGUUUUUACAUGUUUUAAUUGCUACAUAUUUAAAAAAUGGCACAUUUGUUUCAUGUAUUUGAAUGUAUACAACACAAUAAAGAGAGUCAUACUGCAA